This is a messenger RNA of Tachysurus fulvidraco (yellow catfish), 2092 nucleotides long. It is a transcript of the gene nudt19, whose product is annotated as nudix (nucleoside diphosphate linked moiety X)-type motif 19. Gene Ontology annotation, molecular function: hydrolase activity, acting on acid anhydrides, in phosphorus-containing anhydrides. Gene Ontology annotation, cellular component: mitochondrion. The record is from RefSeq and is a predicted model, not a curated record. The coding region runs from base 474 to 1655 and encodes 393 amino acids. NCBI's taxonomy places the organism in Eukaryota, Metazoa, Chordata, Actinopteri, Siluriformes, Bagridae. The transcript has 3 exons.
ACGAAGAAGAACUAAGGUAGCGUCCCAAAUCGAAUAGACCUACAGAUAGUCGCUAUGUGAGAAUACGCUUAUGUAUAUUUGUAUAAAGUGACGUAAAUAAUAGACUACUAUCUGGUUUGGGACUCUGUACUAUGUUGUCGAGUUAGGCUGAGUCGACUCUGAUACAUUGUAAGGAGUUAAUGGAGUCAAUUCCUGCAUUCGACUCUACGUGUUUUCAACGCUGCAUGUAUUGAACAUUGAUAUUUUGGAUCGUCGUAUCAGAAGCACAUUUGAAUGUUGACAAUGAGCAGAUGAAUUCAGCUGAAUUAACUUGGCACUCUAUAAGUGUUCCGUGCAGGAAUUUGAGCAGAGUUCCUCUGUGGGCAGAAUCGACUCCCCGGAGUCCGAGAAUCGACGACUCUAACCCCGUUGUUUCGUGGUGUUUAUGCUAGCAGGAAAUGUUACGAAAUGUGUAUAUUUAAAUCAGACUAAACAUGAAUACGGCUUUAACGCAUUGGAAAGAAGCGGCCACUGUGAUUUUAGCUGCUGGAUCAAAGUAUAAGCGAAGUGUCGAGUCUUUGUGGAGAGAAACACCUGGUUUUACGUCAAAUUUACGACAAAAAACAACUUUCGACUAUGAAGUCCUGCUGCUCAAAAGGAGCGGAAAAAGCAGCUUUAUGCCAAACGCUUAUGUGUUUCCAGGUGGUUUAGUGGAACCGUCUGACUUCUCCAGUGAGUGGUUAGAGGUUUUUAAACCUUUUAUACACUUGCCGAUGUUUGGCUUAGCGGCAGUGAAGCAGCCACAGGAAAGCAGACCGCCGAUUUUUGCGACAGACCGUCAGCAGCUCGGGUCUCCCAUCCCGGGGGACGUCGCUUUCAGAAUCUGUGCAGUGAGAGAGACGUUUGAGGAAUCAGGGGUACUUUUAGUGGUGCCUAGUGACGAGGCAAACACGCUCAACACUGAUGUUAAUGCGGACAAUGAGAAAUCGGAUAAAUACUUAAGUCGGUCACGGUUUACGGCACUGCCGGACCGGUUGGACAAAAGUCUGAUCUCUAAAUGGAGAUCUCUGGUCCUCCAGAACUCGGCGAAUUUUAUUCUCAUGUGCAGAGAGCUCGAGUGUUUACCGAACAUAUGGGCUCUAUAUGAGUGGGGAAACUGGCUCACUCCUGGUGGCGAGUCUGUCCGUCAGAGGAGGUACGACACGGCCUUUUACAUGUGCUGUUUAAAACACGUCCCAGACACGCUGCAGGACCAGAAGGAGAUCGAGCUUUAUAAGUGGUCUACACCCCCUGAAGUACUUCACAGCUACCAGGAAAGAAAACUUUGGAUUGCACCACCACAGUUAUAUGAUAUUGGACGAAUGUGCAAUUUUCCUUUACUAAGUGACCUUCACAACUUUGCCAAACAGAGAUCGAUAGAAGGCUGUGAGCGCUACCUACCUGUUGUAUUGAAGGCUACUGACUGCCACAUAUCACUCUUACCAGGUGACAGUUUGUAUCCAGAGAAAACCGAUGGCAAAGUGUCUACAGAGAAGUGUUUGGAAGAGCUGCAGAAGGACAGUUCAAAUCUGCAUCGCAUCGUAAUGCAUAAUCCUUACCAGAGCUCGGUCUAUAUUAACAUCACACCUAAAUACAAGCAUCUACCUCCUCUUACCAUCUGUGAAUCCAAGCUCUAACACUGUAUUCAUGAGUGUCCUAAGGGUACAAUUAACCUAAUAUAGGUGGCUAAAAGCCUUACAUAUGUAGUUUAAUAUUGUACAAUUUGCCUCAGAUUUAAAAGCUACCGAGUUGGGAUGUGAUGUUGAAUUCUGUCAUUGAGGAAAAUAUAGUUAAAUAAAGUACACCAAACGUGCACGAUAUCCAUCCGAUUUAUCCUUUCAAACACACAAAUGAGCUCUCAGGGCAAAGGAGGAUAUGCGCAUUUAUAUAUUUAAUUUGAUGAGAAGUCACUUGUUCUGAGGAUAUAGUUGAGAACAUGCAGUACAUACAAAAUCUUCACCUUUCCUGACAUUGUGGAAUAAUUCACGUAAGUGGAAUAACUUAAUUUGUACUUUCUUUUCUAUGAAAGAACCAUGUGUUAAUUACUCAAUUGAUAAAGUGUACAUAAAAUCUA